AUGAGCUCAUCUGUGAAGCUGGAUAAAGACGAGGACAGUCAAGUAGUAGACAUAACAUCAUAUCGAGGAAUCAUCGACUCACUACUUUACCAAACAGCCAGUCGACCAGAUAACCUAUUACGCAGGCUGCAAGAUCGAUCGAAAGAGUACAAGUGGGACUUGUCAGUUUCUGGUAGACCGGCUGGUCUCAUGGUACAACAAAAAGCAGACCUCAUUUGUAACUUCAACCGCAAAGGCGGAGUACCUAGCAGCCAGAAGCUGCUAUCUAAGUCAAUGGGGAAAGCGGCCAAGGCCCAGUCUUCAUCAUCUUCUGCAGCAACAGAACCAGAUCAGAAUACACUUUUGACAGGAUUAAUUGAGACCUUGAAGGAGAAGAAUCAUCUUCAAGGGGAGCAAAUGAGAGCAAUGUUUUAG
Molecule: messenger RNA, 414 nt
Organism: Impatiens glandulifera
Lineage: Eukaryota; Viridiplantae; Streptophyta; Magnoliopsida; Ericales; Balsaminaceae
Exons: 3
Coding region: 1-414 (137 amino acids)
Source: RefSeq, a predicted model, not a curated record